This is a messenger RNA of Hypanus sabinus (Atlantic stingray), 3250 nucleotides long. RefSeq lists its product as uncharacterized. Bases 140 to 2287 code for a protein of 715 amino acids. NCBI's taxonomy places the organism in Eukaryota, Metazoa, Chordata, Chondrichthyes, Myliobatiformes, Dasyatidae. The transcript is spliced from 2 exons. The record is from RefSeq and is a predicted model, not a curated record.
GUAUUUAGCAUGACGGGAUCUCGUCACUUCGGGACUGUACCAGUUUGACGAUAAACCCGAAAAUUACCGUGCUUGGCUCUCCACAUUCACCAACGUGAUUGACGGGGUCCAGCUCAGUGCAACCCAAAGGUUGGACCUUAUGGCGAAAUGGCUGGGGAAAGAAUCACGCGACCAGGUGAGACGCAUGCGUUCAGUGUACAUCAACAAACCUGAGCUAGCCUUAAGCGAAGCGUGGGAGAGACUUUGGGAGAGAUAUGGGGCCUCCGACAUUAUUGAAGCGGCGCUAUAUCGACGUCUGGAAAACUUUCCUAAGGUGUCAGCCAAAGAUCACUUUAAGUUAAGAGAAUUCGGAGAUUUACUCAUGGAGAUCCAAGGCACCAAAGAAGAUGGCUAUUCAGCUGGUCUAGUAUUCCUAGAUACUCCAUCCGGGAUUAGACCAAUUGUGGACAAACUUCCAUUUGGGCUGCAGGACAAGUGGCUGACUGUUGCCUCAGAGUACAAGGAAGACCACGAUGGUCGAUUUCCUCCCUUUGAGCUCCUCACUAGGUUUGUGUGCAAGGAGGCGAAGAGGCGAAACGACCCUAGCCUUGUAGGUCCAGGAAGCAGUUCGAUUUACACCAAGCCAGGCAGAUCCGUUUCGAAUGUUUUCAACAUUGAUAAACCCGUGUCAGUGCUCAAGACCGAAGCCCUUACAACUAACAACGACCCUGGCAAGUAUUGUCCAUUGCAUAACAAACCUCACCCCCUGAAAGCAUGCAGAAUGUUUAGGGAAAAACCCCUUGAAGAGAGGACGGCUCUUCUCAAGGAGAAAAGAAUAUGUUUUAGAUGCUGUUCCUCAACCUCUCACCACGCCAGAGAGUGUACGAUCGCCGUGAAGUGUCCGGAAUGUGGCAGCCCAGAUCACGUCGAGGCCAUGCAUCCCGACCUGUCACCACAAACCGAGAGCGCUCCUUCACCCCCACAACAGGACGGCGGGGAGGGAGAGGCUCACUCUAGGUCAAUAGCUGUCAGCACGAACUGUACAGAAGUUUGCGGUCAAGCUCAGUCAAGUCGUUCUUGUUCCAAGAUCUGCCUCACUAAGGUGUACCCUAAAGGAGCCAAAGACAAGGCCAUCAAAGCCUAUGUGAUUCUGGACGAUCAGAGCAAUCAUUCACUAGUCAGUCCAGAGUUCUUUAAAUUGUUCAACAUUGAGAGUGAGCGGUUCCCAUACUACCUCAAAACUUGCUCAGGCAACAUGGAAACCCAAGGAAGGAAGGCAGAAGGCAUCCAGAUCGAGUCCCUGGAUGGUAAAGUCGUCAUCUGUCUCCCUCCGCUCUUAGAGUGCAAUGAAAUCAUGAAUAACCGCGCUGGGAUCCCGACACCAAGUGCGGUGCUACACCAGCCUCAUCUCCACCACAUCGCCAAACACAUCCCAGAACUGGAUCCGAAAGCGGAAAUACUCCUGCUAUUAGGAAGAGAUGUUAUCCAGGUACACAAGGUUAGGCAGCAGAUCAAUGGACCACUCAACGCCCCCUUCGCGCAACGUCUGGAUCUGGGCUGGGUGGUGAUAGGAGAGGUGUGUCUCGGUGACGUACACAAACCGAUGGUUAACACACUCAAGACCAAUGUGCUAGAGAGUGGCCGCCAUUCAAUCUUUCAACCCUGCCCGAGUGUCCCGUGCAUCAAAGAAGCACAACAAGACAUUACCAAGCGUAAAGUAACCGACGAGACGCUAGGUCAGUCAGUUUUCGUUCAAACCGAGCACGGAAACAAACUUGCACAAUCAGCUCAAGAUACCAUUUCUUUAAGACCCAAAGACACCAAGGUCUUCAGAGAUGGAGCAAAUAAUGGGGUUGCCCCAUUGCCUAUCAGAGAACCAUGCCAGCGCUCACCAGAUAACAAAGAGCAGGCAGUCAAACGGUUCACGUCCUUAUGGAAAACCCGGAAAAGGAAACCUGAGAUGCAGCAACACACCCGAUUGGCCCACGAGGUACUGUGCACCCUAAUGGCAGAGGUCACAGCCAUUAUAAACGCACAAUCAUUCCUACCUGUGUCUUCUGACCCAGAAAACCCCUUUAUACUUUCGCCAUCAACGCUCCUUACGCAGAAGGCAGGAGCACCUCCUCCACCAGGAGACUUCUCAGACAAGGAUUUGUACACAAAGCAAUGGAGACAAGUCCAGGCUCUGGCAAAUCAGUUCUGGCCUCGCUGGAGACAAAAAUAUCUACCUUUGUUGCAACAGAGACAAAAGUGGACAGGACCCCACAGGAAUCUGGCCAACGGCCAGAAUCACUGCUACAUUCCCUAGCGAGGAUGGACAUGUCAGGAAGAUCGAAUUGAAGACUACCGACCAAGGCGAUGUGAAAAUUUACCAAGGGCCAGUUACAGAAGUUAUUCUACUUCUACCCAAUGACUGAUUAAGAGACUAAGUUUUGUACUCUGCUCAUUGUGACCUUACGAAGGUCAAGCGGGGAGUGUGCUGUCUUUACGACAGUUAUUUAGUUUAUAAUAUUUUCGCUUAGUAAUUCAUUCAAUAGUAUUUUCUAGUUAGAAUUAGAAGUGUUUAAAGUGUAUUCAUUGCAUGUAAAAUAUAUCGGCAUGCGAUGACGUCACAUCCGGUUUCGCCGCGUCUUGUGGGAAAACACCGGUUUGAAAUUAGCGCGAGGGUGGGGGCUUUCCACGAGGCUCACCUGAGCACAAGCAGUUUUGCAGGCAUGAGAAAUCACAGUGAGAGCAACGCUUUUUCACCAUAUGUUAAUGUGAAGAGUGAACAGUAAAUGGUUAAUCUUACUGCGAUCUGGUUCUUAUUAACUGUGGUUUAUCCGGACGUUAAAUUCGGCGUUCGUUACACCCGAAGGAGAACGUUACAAUCACUAUCUCCAAAAUGCUCUUCCACUGAGAGACCUGACACCUGACCAGGUUCAUUUCCCAAUACCAGAUCAAGUACAGCCUCUCCUCUUGUAGGCUUAUCUACAUAUUGUGACAGGAAACCUUCCUGAACACACCUAACAAACUCCACCCCAUCUAAACCCCUUGUUCUAGCGAGAUGCCAAUCAAUAUUGAAGAAAUCAAAAUCUCUCAUCACAACAACCUUGUUAUUAUUGCACCGUUCCAGAAUCUGUCUCCCUUUCUGCUCCUCAAUGUCCCUGUUACUAUUGGGUGGCCUAUAAGAAACUCCCAGUGGAGUUAUUGACCCCUUCCUGUUUCUAACUUCCACCCCCAGAGGCUCAGUAGAUAAUUCCUCCAAGACUUCCUCCUUAUCUGCAGCAGU